Messenger RNA from Ornithodoros turicata, 1399 nucleotides. It is a transcript of the gene Pex2, whose product is annotated as peroxisome biogenesis factor 2-like. Gene Ontology annotation, biological process: protein import into peroxisome matrix. Bases 200 to 1105 code for a protein of 301 amino acids. Gene Ontology annotation, molecular function: zinc ion binding. The record is from RefSeq and is a predicted model, not a curated record. NCBI's taxonomy places the organism in Eukaryota, Metazoa, Arthropoda, Arachnida, Ixodida, Argasidae. The transcript has 8 exons. Gene Ontology annotation, cellular component: peroxisomal membrane.
CCCAUCGUCAUCGCGGGAUUCAAGAUGGCUCCCUUGUAAUUCGUAUUUUAAGUAAUCUUCUCGGGCUUAUAACGUUUUCUGUAAAAAUACCACGCCAUAUGCAACUUAACAGUGCUUAAUUAUGAUUAAAAUACACGUGACAACUCUUUCCCGAAGUAAUUAUUGCUAGUCAUUUUAUACGUAAUGACAAACUACGUGUAUGAACUCAGCGAUGUCGGGCGAACCAAAACCGAUACUGGGAUCUCGAGUUAACCAGCUCGAUGCAGCUGAACUGGACGGCGAACUACUGGGCCUCUUCAAAUCCAGACUGACGGAUGCAUUCAAAUAUGUCAAUGGCAACUUCGUCGCAUCCUAUGAGCCUGAAGUUAAGGCCUUGCUCAAAGCACUUCUUUUUGGAUUCCCGCUUUGGAGUGCUUCAUCAACAGUGGGGCAACGCCUGUUGGGUUUGGAGUACUUCGCAGGAGAGGAAUCUUCCAAACGGAUAUCAAAGACACAGAUUGGAGUUUUUCUUACGCUGACCGUAGCCGUUCCGUGGAUCAAAGAGCGUCUCCUGCAGUUGUGGCUUCGGCAUUUGCCGCACGGACCGAAGCGCAACAAGAUUGAGCAAGCCAUCACAUGCAUGGAUGCUGCUGUACAGUGUGCCAACGUGAUCAACUUCAUCUUAUUCCUUCGGAACGGUGUCUUUCAUUCCCUGGCCACGAGAUUAAUGCGGGUGUACAACGGCCAUGCAAACCCACAACUCUUCCGUGAGGUGCAGUACGACAGCAUGAAUCGAGAGCUUCUGUGGCAUGGGUUUGCUGAAUUCUUGGCGUUCUCCAUACCAAUAAUUAACUUCUACAGCAUCAAGAACACACUAAAGCUGACAUUUUUACGAUACUCCAAGAAGCCGACCGAACCGAGUGAGCGCACCAGGGCCGACUUCGCUUCGUGCGCCAUCUGUAGCUGCAGCCCAACGCAGCCUCAUGAAAUGGGUUGCAGACACGUCUUUUGUUACUUCUGCAUUGCGAGCAAUGUGACAGCGUGCAGCAACUUCAUGUGUCCUUCGUGCAACCAUACCUGCGACGGCAUGGAUCGUGUUGUACCAGCAACGUUGCCAUCCAUGUGAUUUAUUUAUUGAUUGUUGAUUUAUUAUUGGUUCAUCAUUGAUUGAUUGUUGGUAGUAGUCAAUAUUAUUGGUUGAUUUAUUAGUGAAGGUACAGCAUAGAGCUCGUCUCGUCUUACAACAAGAACGUGGCCCUGUUUGUACGAUUGUGAUGAACGUGUUUUCCGCCGCGGACUAACUUCCUUCUCGUUACUUUCCAAGACGUCGAUAGGAACAAAGAAAUGAGACAAGAAAGAAAGAAAAAAAAAGCAGCUAUGUAAAUAUGUACAUAAUAUGCAAGAUUGAAGGUGGCUUUUA